AUUUUACUAAAAAAUCAACCGAAACAUCCAAAAGCCCGUAAAUCAUCCAAGAAGCCCACAAUUAUGAGGGCCAUAUUAGCCCGUUUACGGAGACAAGGAUAAUUAGACCUUGUUUUUGACAAAGCCUCUGCUCCCUCUGUUCCCUAGUCUCAUCGCCAGUUUGCUGCCCCCCUUAUUCGUCUUCACCUCCUCUUCUUAAACCCUCUUUUUUCUUUGUAUCUCCCUCUCUCUCCUCAAUUCUUCAACAAAAAUGUCUGCUUUAGCCAAACCCAUGUCCCUGGCAGACUCAUCUUACCUUGUUUCUAUCCCUUCCCUCUUCACCACUUCUUCCAAAGCUCCAUCUCUCCUCUCACUCCCUCCAAAACCCAUCAAGCUUUUCCUCUCAUGUUCCCUUUCUCCAACCUUUUCAACGCUCAGAACAAAAACCCAUUUCCAUUCUCUAGUUCACUUUGUGGCCCAGGCUUCAGGUUGGGCUCAACAAGAGGAAGAAAAUGACACCACCAUAACCAUUGAUGGACAAGAGCAACAAGUCCAAGAUGAAAUUGAAAGUGAAGAAGGGGAAUCAAUAUGGGAAAAUGAGGACAGUGAAGGGGCUGAAGCAAGGUUGUCUGAUUGGGAACCUGAAGGUGAUGGUGCAGUUUUCCAAGGAGAGGGUGGUGAUUCAGAAGAAAAGGACUCUCCUCCUGAACCUCCUGGGGAAGCUAAAUUGUUCGUUGGGAAUUUGCCUUAUGAUGUUGAUAGUGAAAGUUUGGCUAUGCUCUUUCAGAAAGCUGGAACUGUGGAAAUUGCUGAGGUUAUUUACAAUAGGGAAACUGAGCAAAGUCGUGGCUUUGGGUUCGUAACCAUGAGCACCAUUGAGGAAGCUGAGAAGGCUACUGAACUAUUCAAUCGUUAUGAUUUGAAUGGAAGGCUCUUGACUGUUAACAGGGCUGCUCCUAGAGGAUCACGUUUCAACCGACCUCCUCGUGUGUAUGCACCUGCUUUUAGAAUCUUUGUGAAUAACCUUCCAUGGAAUGUGGAUAAUGCUCGACUGGAGCAAGUCUUUAGUGAACAUGGUAAAGUAGUGGAAGCUUAUGUAGUCUAUGAUAGGGAGACAGGCCGCUCACGUGGUUUUGGUUUUGUGACCAUGUCCUCAGAGACUGAAUUGAAUGAUGCCAUUGCUGCUCUCGACGGACAGAAUCUGGAUGGAAGAGCAAUGAGACUAAAUGUUGCAGAGGAAAGGCCAAGGCGAAGUUCCUUUUGAUCUGAGAUGAUUUAGAUUCAUGAUCUGCUGCUGUUAGCUUUUCUUUUCUUUUCUUUUUUACUCCUUUUCUCGAGGUUAAAUUUAUAGUUUCGAAUUUUUGCACAAUAUUUGCAUGCAAUAUUUUUAUCUAGGGUUAUGAAGCCAUCAUUUUAAUUAGCUUGUUUCGAAGGUUUCAUUUGGUUAUAAGUUAAUGGCUCAAAUUUAU
Durio zibethinus is the source of this 1448-nucleotide messenger RNA. RefSeq names its product 28 kDa ribonucleoprotein, chloroplastic-like. The record is from RefSeq and is a predicted model, not a curated record. Gene Ontology annotation, biological process: chloroplast rRNA processing. NCBI's taxonomy places the organism in Eukaryota, Viridiplantae, Streptophyta, Magnoliopsida, Malvales, Malvaceae. Gene Ontology annotation, molecular function: mRNA binding. Gene Ontology annotation, cellular component: chloroplast thylakoid membrane.